UACGUUCUGUCGUGAUACAAACAAUAUAUGAGUAUAUUCAUAUAUAUGUACAUGUAUGUACAUACCUUCAUCUACAUGUACAUAUAGAUACAUAACUGGGUACAUGACGUGGCAAAAGAACAUGGACAAAAUGAUAAACAAGGUACAACAAACAAGGAAGCCACAUAGAAACAUCUCCUUCAUCAGCUGCCACCAUUAAAACACCGGUGUUUCGAAGAAUUAAGGCAGUACGCAUCGUUAUAUAUAUGUAUGUAUAUAUAUAUAUAUACAGUGUACAUUUAAAUACAUAAGAAGUAUCCGUCAUAGGAUUCCUUGCACGGGGAUAAAUUUCGAAGGGAAUGAAAAAUAAUAACAUUUAUCAUCUAUCUACUGGACCAUGGUUUCAGACUUUUUUUAGCAAAUAAAAUAAUUUGCUUGGCGAAGUCUUCAUCAGCAGAAAAACCUGAUGCGUGUUGACAUCACGGAAUACAAGUCCCAAGUGCAUCUACAAUGGGAGCACUUUUUACAGAAAAUGUCUGAAGACCUGAAUGAAUGUAAAGAGAAUCUCGUAUUUAAGGACAAAUUGUUGAAAGUUUCUACAGCUGAAAUAGAGAACCUGAACAGUGCAAUUCAGCGACAAGGAAAGAUGAAACAACAGCAGGUAGCUGAGAUGAAAGAAAUGAAAACAAAACUAAAUUCGAUAAAAGAAUGCAAUGUGAAGCUAGAGCAACUGCUGCAUGAGGAAGAUACCAGCAAUAAAGAGCUGAAGAGAGAAAACAAAGCGUUAAAGGAGGAGAUGUUAAAACUGAAAGAACGCCAGAAAAGUUGCUGUGUCACUGAUAAAGCUAUUUCAGAUCUGGUUGAUAAAAAAGUUGAAGAAUGGAAGCGAAAGCAUUAUAAACUGUAG
This is a messenger RNA of Octopus bimaculoides (California two-spot octopus), 886 nucleotides long. Its product is annotated as centrosomal protein of 290 kDa. Lineage: Eukaryota; Metazoa; Mollusca; Cephalopoda; Octopoda; Octopodidae. The record is from RefSeq and is a predicted model, not a curated record.